CACUCCUGCUUUACAUGCUAACUUCCCCACCUCACUGAAAAUGUCUGGCAAAACAGCUGGCACCACCAACAACAUCACCCAGGCCCGCAGAACUGUCCAGCAGCUAAGAAUAGAAGCCUCCAUAGAAAGGAUAAAGGUAUCAAAAGCAUCAGCAGACCUAAUGCUCUACUGUGAAGAACACGCCAAGAAAGACCCCUUGCUAAUGGGCAUCCCUGCUUCUGAGAACCCUUUCAAGGACAAGAAGACCUGCAUUUUGUUGUAGGAGAGCAGCAGCUCCUCAC
Indicator indicator is the source of this 281-nucleotide messenger RNA. It is a transcript of the gene GNG12, whose product is annotated as G protein subunit gamma 12. Bases 41 to 262 code for a protein of 73 amino acids. The record is from RefSeq and is a predicted model, not a curated record. The transcript has 3 exons. Gene Ontology annotation, molecular function: G-protein beta-subunit binding. Gene Ontology annotation, cellular component: heterotrimeric G-protein complex. NCBI's taxonomy places the organism in Eukaryota, Metazoa, Chordata, Aves, Piciformes, Indicatoridae. Gene Ontology annotation, biological process: G protein-coupled receptor signaling pathway.